CCAUACCAGGUAUUUAAACGCAGUAUGCAAGCAGACGCUUUCUAGAUACAUUUAUUCUUUACUAGAGAACUCUCUCCGAACAGCAACAUGGCUUUUUCAGUUCAAAACUCCAGCACCAAAGCCUUCAGUGUGUAUGGAGGGACCGGGGGCCAAGGAACAUAUAUCUCACCUUUUAAGCCUCGUUUGUUUUGUGGAACUCAGCCACCUUAUAAUCCUUUCGAUGACCAGAUUUUUUACAUCUCAGGCAACGAAAAAUCCAUCAUGAAGAACCUAAAUGAUCGCCUGGCAUCCUUUCUACAGAAGGUGCACUCACUGCAGAGUAAAAAUGCUGAACUGGAGAAGAAGAUUAUGGAGUGGUGUACAAGCCAGACUGUGGUGUCCCAUGAUUACUCAGGAUAUUUGGCUACCAUUAAAAGCCUACAAGACCAGAUUCAGCAGAUCACCAAGUCCAAUUGUGCGUCUGAAAUCUGUAUUAAAAACACCACUUUGGCGGCAAAUGAUAUCAGAAACAAGUACGAGUUUGAGCAAUACAUCCGUAUGUCUGUAGAGAAGGACUCUGCUCACAGCAGGAAGAUAAUGGAUGAGAUCACCCUGGCUCGCUCAGUUCUCGAACAGGAGUAUGAAAGUAUGAGGGAAGAGCGGAUCAAACUUGAGAUGAGCCAUGAAGAGGAGAUAGUUCAGAUCCAUGAACAGGCUGGAGGCCAAGUGGAAGUUUCUGUAGAUGCAGCACCAUCUACUGACCUAAGCGAGACUUUGAUGAAGAUUCGGGAACAAUAUGAGGCUGCAGCUGACAAGCAUCAGAAUGACCUAGAGGCAUGGUACGAAAGAAAGAUUUCUACAAUUGAAAGAAAACGCAUGGUAGAGACGGAGGAUCUGGAGCACGUCAAUACAGAACUCAGACAGUUGAACAGCUAUUUCCACAGACUGCAGAUUCAACUUGAGACCCAACACAGUAUGCGGAUGUCCCUUAAGGAAAGUCUACAGGACACGGCGACUCAAUACGAGAAAAGAGCGGAGCUCAAUAAAAUCCUCGCCGAGAAAUCUCCCCAGCUCCAGCAGAUACGUGAGAACAUAACGCAAACCAAACAGGAAUACGAUGUGUUGUUGGAGGUGCACAACAACCUGGAGACUGAGAUCAAUGAGUAUAGGUUACUGCUGGAGGCAAAGGGCAGCGAUGCCAAAGUCACUCUAAAGAAGAUUGCUGUGAUAAAGGUGGUGGAAAGCUGCGAGACACUGACACAAAAUUAGUGACGAUUCACAAACACACAUUAAUUAAGCCGGUUCUUUUACCCUAACCUAAUAAAGGUCUUGUCUGCAGAGCUCAGACCAUGGACCGAAUGCAUACAUAAAAAAUACUUGAAAGUGGCUCAUAACUUAAAUCGCUUUGUUAGCCGACUAGCUAAGUCUGUUGGCUAACACAUAAGCUAAACUGUAUAACAGGAUUUCAUGAUAUUCAGUAAUGGUCAUAGAUAUUCAGAAUCAUCAUUGCUAGUGUUUGAUAGAUGGGAAACAUGAGGACCUGAGAAACCCAUGUGUACUAUUACAGACACAUCUACUGCCACAGACCUGGAGUCUGCAGACAAGUCAUUAGUCCUACUCAACCUUUUAGCUAAUAUCAAACAAAUGCCAACUGGGAUCUGCAGAUACACAGUGUCUGAAAAAGGAAAUCUGUUUAGUCUGUAACCUUUUACUGUCCUUAUGGUUCAAGUCUUUGUCACAUGUCUCAACAUUUUCCCAGAAUUGUGCAUGGUUUUUCUUUAGGCUAAUCAGGGUUAUUGUAUAUUGGUGGUGAGACCUUUACAAUCAAGUUGGUGUAAUAUUUUAUUUAUGCAGGUCUACAGCCUGUCCAGCAUAAAUACUCAAAGUGUAUUUGGUUAAAAAAAAUCCAGGAGACCAUCAUCUCUUCUCAAAGAGCAUGCACACCUAAUCAUAAUGCCUAGAUUUAAUAUCAUCGAUUUAUACUUCUGUUCCUCACACCAAUCAAAGACAGAUAUUGUAAUAACAUCUGCAUAUACCAGCAUUAUGAUACUAUUACUUCUAUUUGUUUUGCUAUUUUUUCCUCAUAUGUAUGAACCAUACAGUAUAUUACUAUAUAUAAGACAGUAAAAUAAUACUUAUUAACAAAUAAAUACACUGUGAACCUUUGAAGUUCAAUAAAAAACCAUGACACCAAAUUAGCUUUGUGCACUGUUUCUUUUGCAAACAAACAGUUUACAUUGUUAUUAAGCAAAUAUUCAAAAUAAACAAGAACUGCCAGUAAAACCUGGUCAUCAACAACCAUGAAUGCAGCCUCCAGAGACUCGUCCUGCUGACGCUUCUCUGGUAUUGCACAAGGAUGUGUAAAAAAAAAAACACAAACCAACCAUACACAUUAACUCUUUGUGGGCAUUACUCCCAAAUACUGGGCUGCUACGGUCUGCUAAUUUUAAAUGAAAUUUUUUUUAAUUGCUUAAGUUGAACAAAUAACAAUAAAAUCCUGAGUCAUAGUGACAAUGCAUGUCAUAAGUAACUUUUCAGAAUAUAUGG
Silurus meridionalis is the source of this 2526-nucleotide messenger RNA. RefSeq names its product keratin, type I cytoskeletal 19-like. Gene Ontology annotation, molecular function: structural molecule activity. The record is from RefSeq and is a predicted model, not a curated record. NCBI's taxonomy places the organism in Eukaryota, Metazoa, Chordata, Actinopteri, Siluriformes, Siluridae.